Molecule: messenger RNA, 2264 nt
Organism: Pelodiscus sinensis (Chinese soft-shelled turtle)
Lineage: Eukaryota; Metazoa; Chordata; Testudines; Trionychidae
Source: RefSeq, a predicted model, not a curated record
AACCAUCUUGUUAGUCUUGAAAGUGCUACAUAUUUUUCCUUUUGUUUUACCAAGAUCAGACUAACAUGGCUACCUCACUAUUACUUUUCAACAUGUGGGGAAGCAAAGCACUUAUAGCUCCGUGCUGAUGUACCCUGUCCUAGGCUUGGGUAAGUUACUUUUUGUUUCUCUUUCAGGCUGGAGACUAUGAAGAUUAAUCAGAACACGGUCUUACAGGGGAAGAAGGUGACCCUGGUACCGUACACCUCGGCUCACGUAUCUCGAUACCAUGAGUGGAUGAAAUCGGAGGAGUUACAGCGACUGACCGCGUCCGAGCCCCUGAGCCUGGAGCAGGAGUAUGAGAUGCAGCGCAGCUGGCAGGAGGAUGCAGAUAAAUGCACGUUUAUUGUGCUGGAUGCUGAGAGGUGGUCUGGGCAGGCAGGCACAGAGGAGGACUGCAUGGUGGGGGACGUGAACCUGUUCCUCACAGAUAUGGAAGAUCCAACACUGGGAGAGAUUGAAGUCAUGAUUGCAGAACCCAGCUGCCGUGGACGAGGGCUUGGCAAGGAAACAACUCUGAUCAUGAUGUUUUACGGAGUAACAAAACUUGGAAUUACCAAAUUUGAGGCAAAGGUUAAACAAGAAAAUGAAACUAGUAUCUGCAUGUUCAAAAAGCUUCAUUUUAAGGAGGUUGCCGUGAACAGGGUCUUCCAGGAGGUGACAUUAAGACUGGAUGUGAAUGAGCAGCAGAGACAGUGGCUCUUGGAGCAAACUAAUCACAUGGAGGAGAAAAAUUAUAGUGCAUUGAACCUACAGACUCACGCCUCUGAGACCUGACAGCUUUUCCAGAGACAGGCAGGCCACACUCCUGCUAAGUCUCCAGGGAGGAACGAUACAACAUUCCUGAGUGCAAGUAUGGAAAAACACCUGGGCAGCAAGAGUAGAUCAAACAAACUUAAACCGCUUUGCUACUGCACACACCUGGUCUGCCACCUGUGAAAUGCUGAGCCUCCACUGCAGUCACAAUGCAGCAUCUACAGGGGCAUUCCUUUGAAACCGUGCUGGAAGCUGGCUAGGAUGAACAGAUGCCACCUGGAUAAGCAUAGAAGUACAACUUGGCUGGGAAUGGCCCUUUUGGCCACAAAGCUCCCUCUGCUCUGUUUUAGGAAGGGACUUUCUACAUCUCCAGGGCUUAUAAACAUCAGUGAAUUGGCCAGUAGUCUCUGGAUGAGCAGAGGAGACUCGGUUCCUUGCUAAACCACUGCCAUCCUUAGCAGCAGAGUUCCUAGUGUCACAGAUGGAGACGCCCCAGGAGACUCUGGCCUGCUUUGUCACAUGCAAACUGACAUAAAUGAUGUCAUCUUAACAUGAUCUGGUAGGAAAAGUAGCUCAGUUGCCAUCCUUGACUGGUAAAGCUGUGGCUACAAGAUUUAAAGAAAAAUAACCAGUGGGGACUAUCAGUGAGUCUGCUACACAAGUUGUUAUCAUUGCAGGUAUUGCAGGCACCAACUUUUCCCCUCAUGGCCUUUGCACUUAGUCCUGGCUUUCCAUCACUGCUGCCUGCCCCUCAUUUGGUUGCACAUACAUGAACCUGUUGUAUAGCUCCUUGCAGCUCCAAGUGUGAGCACAGCUUAAUGGGAGAGAGGGGUUAAGAUCUGAGAGGGGUUGAGUGUCCUUCUCUCCCAUUAAAGUGAAUUUGAGUUGUGAGCACGUUGUAGUUUGCAGUGGUAAACUAUAACACUUCUAAAAAGGUUAGUAACUAACAUGCUAACCUGCCAGCAUGUAAAGACAGCAACGAAGAGGAUAAAAUCUGAGGUGCUAAGUUAUCUCUGUGCAUCAGACUUCACCAGAGGAUGAUUUUUGAUGGGUAGAAAUGCCUCUUCCAGGUCUGCUUGGUACAGGUACUCAGAAGGGCCAUUGCUGUGAUAGAAUCUCCAUAAAAAGGUAGUGAGGAAAUUAAAUUACACUGAGGAGGUAAAGAAUAAAGCAGCUGAGCUGCUACUCUGCUUAUGUAUAACUAUCUAUAAUUAACUGUUGGAUUACCUAGGGAAGUAGUGGAGUCUCCAUCCCUGGAGGUGUUUAAGUCUCGGCUUGACAAAGCCCUGGCCAGGUUGAUUUAGUUGGGAUUGGUCCUGUCUAGAGCAGGGGGCUGGACUUGAUGACUUUCUGAGGUGUCUUCCAGCUCUAUGGUUCUAUGAUCUACAUUACAAGGCAACCAGAGAAUGGCUACCCUGGAGCCCAGCCUUUAAGGGAGUGAUAAAUAAAACUUGUGGAACUGACUGCUG